This is a messenger RNA of Bactrocera neohumeralis, 3517 nucleotides long. RefSeq names its product acetyl-coenzyme A synthetase (gene AcCoAS). Bases 383 to 2392 code for a protein of 669 amino acids. The record is from RefSeq and is a predicted model, not a curated record. Lineage: Eukaryota; Metazoa; Arthropoda; Insecta; Diptera; Tephritidae. Gene Ontology annotation, molecular function: AMP binding; acetyl-CoA synthetase activity. The transcript has 6 exons.
GUUCAGUACACGCGUAGCGCUCAAUCCGUUUGGACGGUAGUGAGAAAUAAGCUCGGAAGACGGCAAAACAUAAUACAUAGUAUUUGUAAUAUAAUAAUAAUAACAAACGUUACAACGACCCCAAACGCGAUUAUUUAAUUGCUGACACAAAGGAAUCACAUUGCAAAAAAAAUAAUAAUUUAAAAAAAAUACAAAUUUAAAUAAAGGAAUUAAAUAAUUAUUGUUUUAAUAAGGACCGCACAAGCGGAAAAUUGAUUGUUUUAAUUAAAAACGCCUUAUUUUCUAACAAAAGUUGAAAUAACUAAAAAAUAGAAAAGUGUAAGCUAAAAAAUAAAUCAUUUUUUUUUGAGAAAUAUUAUCAGCGCAACUCAAAGUUAUCACAAUGCCAUCGGAAAAAUCAAUUUACAAUCCGAAUCCGGCCAUUAGCCGUGAUGCCUACAUAUCCAGCAUGGCUGAGUAUAGAAAAUUCUAUGAGGAAUCAUUGGAGAAUCCAGAGGAGUUCUGGAUGCGCGUAGCCAAACAAUUCCAUUGGGAAACACCAGCCGAUCCAAAAAAGUUCCUGCAAUACAAUUUUAAUAUAAGCAAAGGACCAAUUUCCAUUAAAUGGAUGGAAGGUGCUUCCACAAACAUUUGCUAUAAUCUUUUAGAUCGCAAUGUACGCAACGGGCUGGGCGACACUAUAGCCUAUUACUGGGAAGGCAAUCAUCCCGACGACUAUUCUCGUGGUCUCACCUAUCGUAAAUUGCUGGAAGAAGUCUGUCGCUUCGCCAACGUACUUAAGGAUCAUGGCGUCAAGAAAGGUGAUCGUGUCUCCAUCUAUAUGCCGAUGAUACUUGAACUGCCGAUCGCCAUGUUGGCUUGUGCCCGCAUCGGUGCUGUACAUUCCAUUGUUUUCGCCGGCUUCUCAUCCGAUUCGUUGGCGGAACGUAUGUUCGAUUGUCAGGCAAAGGUGUUGAUCACCGCUGAUGGUGCUUGGCGUGGCGAGAAACCAUUGUACCUGAAGGCACUCUGUGAUGUGGCUUUGGAAAAGGCCGAAGAGAUGGGUCACACGGUGGAAAAGUGUAUUGUGGUGUCACAUUUGAAACGUGUAACAGCCUGUGCUGAGGAUCAUGUCGAACAGGAUAUACCGUGGACGGAAGAUCGUGAUUUCUGGUGGCAUGAGGAGAUGGAAGACAAGGAGCCAGCCUGUUACCCCGAAUGGAUGGAGGCCGAAGAUCCACUUUUCAUGUUGUAUACAAGUGGUUCCACCGGCAAGCCAAAAGGUGUUUUGCAUACUACAGCGGGUUAUUUGUUGUAUGCGGCUACAACAUUCAAAAUUGUCUUCGACUAUAAGCCAGGUGAUAUUUUUUGGUGCACAGCUGAUAUUGGCUGGAUCACCGGACACACGUAUGUGGUGUACGGACCAUUGGCUAAUGGCGCUACUUCGGUGAUGUUCGAGGGUACACCCUUCUAUCCGGAUAAUGAUCGUUUUUGGGCAGUGAUCGACAAAUACAAGGUGACACAAUUCUACACCGCACCUACAGCUAUACGUGCGUUGAUGAAGUUUGGCGAAGCACCGGUUUUGAAGCACAAUCUAAACGGUUUGAAGGUACUAGGCAGCGUGGGUGAGCCCAUCAAUCCAGAAGCUUGGCUGUGGUUCUAUCGUUAUAUUGGCAAAGAGAAAUGCUCGAUUGUUGACACAUUCUGGCAGACAGAGACUGGUGGUCACGUGAUCACACCCAUUCCCGGCGCUACGCCGAUGAAACCGGGCUCGGCGUCAUUCCCAUUCUUUGGCGUUAAGCCUACGCUACUCGAUGAGAGUGGUGUUGAGGUCAAGGGCGAAGGUGAAGGUUACCUAGUAUUCUCACAACCAUGGCCGGGUAUGAUGCGCACUUUGUUUGGCAAUCAUGAACGUUUUGAGAGCACAUACUUCUCCAAAUUUCCUGGCUUCUACUGCACUGGAGAUGGUGCCCGCCGCGACGCCGACGGUUACCUCUGGAUCACCGGACGUGUCGAUGACAUGCUUAACGUUUCUGGACAUCUUAUGUCCACUGCCGAAGUGGAAUCAGUGCUUACCGAACAUCAUCGUGUAGCCGAAGCUGCAGUCGUCUCGCGACCACACGCAGUAAAGGGUGAAUGCCUCUAUUGCUUCAUAACGCCCAAUGAGAAUGAAACAUUCGACGCCAAACUGGUUUCGGAAUUGAAGAAAUUGGUGCGUGAACGCAUCGGACCAUUCGCUAUGCCCGAUGUGGUACAACAUGCACCCGGUUUGCCCAAAACACGCUCCGGCAAGAUAAUGCGUCGUGUGUUGCGCAAAGUAGCGCUGAACGAUCGCAAUGUUGGCGACAUCUCAACGCUGGCCGAUGAGAGUGUCGUGGAUCAAUUGUUCAAGAACCGACCGGCGGAAAAGUAAAUAACAGUAAAGCAAGGAAUGUACAACUGCGACAUGCAUGCAGACAAAAGUAGGUAGGGUGGAGCAAGUUUGUAUGGAAAAAGAGAAUGUAAAAAUUGUAGAAAUAAUUUGUAAAAAGUAGGAAAAGGAAGAGACGGCGACGGCGACGAUGUGCAACGAUACAGUUAGUGGGUAGCGAAUUGGUACUAGGCAAUUAAAAAUAUGCUUGACAAAGCAAGUGCUUAAGAUUUGAGACAAAAAUUCAAAAAACAAACACAGUGAGCGUUGAAAACGCUCCACAACACUUCAAUACAAACCAACUUUUUCUUGCUGUUUUUUGGAGAAAAAAAAUAAUUUUUGCCAAUUUUGAUUUUUUGUGUAUAGUGCAAGCUUACUCGUAUUAUACAAAUGUACAUCCAUAAAUAUGUAUGAAAUAUGAACUCUCUAAAGAUUUUAAGUGCGUAAGUAAAUAAGUUUUCUUUAAGUUUUAAAUUUCAUAGCACAAGUGUUGAUUGCUAGGUUUCCAAUAUUUUGAAAAUUUUGGGCGCAUAGUGAGAGGUGAUUAAUUCUUUUUUUUUUAAUUUCAACAAGAAAUUCAACUGAGACAGACACUUUUUAUAAAAAUGUUCAUAGAAAACGGAAUAUUCAGAAUUAUGAGCUGAAUUAAUUUAGCUGAAGAGGGGUAACGCUUUGAAAAUUGAAUGCUAGCCACGCCCACAUUGCAGAGAAUGUUGUGCAAAACAAAAUAUUCGAGAGAAACUAUUUUCAAAACAUUGUUAAAAACAAAGUGUUCGAGAGAAAUAUUUUUCAAAAAAUAAAUUCAAAACAAUUUUCAAAAACAAAAAAUUAAAACAAUGUUCGAGAAUAUAUAUUCGAAAGAUUUUUCAAAAAAAAAAAUUUUCAAAACAAUGUUCGAAAAAAAAUAUUCGAAAGAAACAAAUGUGAAAAAAAAAUUCUAAAAGAAACAAAUGUGAAAAAAAAUUCUAAAACAAUGUUCGAAAAAAAAUAUUCGAAAGAAACAAUUAUGAAAAAAAAAUUUCAAAACAAUGUUCGAAAAAAUAUAUAUUCGAGAGAAACAUUUUCCAAGAAAAUAUAUUCGACACAUUUAAAAAAAAAAAUAUUCGAAAGGAAUUUUUUUUUUUUGUU